AGACAAGUCUCAACGAGUGUUUAAAUAGUACUUGUGCAAGCGAAUGCACACAUUUCUAACCAUUUCACGGGCGUGCAGUGCUCCAAUGCUGGUAUGGCCCAACGUGAUUGGUAAUCAGCAAUCUAAUAAAAAACAAAACGACCCCCUGUACGACUGGUACCAUGUCUGAAAUCGUUACAUUAAUUUCAUCUGACAACAAAAAAUUUGAAGUCCCAGAGUACAUCGCAAAUGAAAGCAAAACACUGCGCAUUUUCUUUGACAGGAGCAGACCGUUCGUUGAGGCGAUAGAACGCAAAGUGUUGCUGCCCAUAAAGUCUAAACUGCUGAUGAGAGCUAUUGAAUACCUGGAGUAUAAGCACCAAUACAAAGACAAAAAAAUAUACGAGAUACCGGAAUUUCCUAUCCAUGACGAUGAGGCACUCGAUCUUCUGGACGUGUCCGUUUAUCUAAAGAUAUGAGAGUUGGUCUAUCACCAGCUUGAUCGCAUGCAGAGUGUCAUAGAACAUAUUAAUUCACGUGUUGUGUGAAAGCGAGCAAGGUAGUUGUUCUGUUAAACCCGUUUUUUCUUCGA
Molecule: messenger RNA, 571 nt
Organism: Vavraia culicis subsp. floridensis
Lineage: Eukaryota; Fungi; Microsporidia; Pleistophoridae
Exons: 1
Coding region: 162-458 (98 amino acids)
Biological process (GO): ubiquitin-dependent protein catabolic process
Cellular component (GO): elongin complex
Molecular function (GO): protein-macromolecule adaptor activity
Source: RefSeq, a predicted model, not a curated record